Molecule: messenger RNA, 318 nt
Organism: Colletotrichum lupini
Lineage: Eukaryota; Fungi; Ascomycota; Sordariomycetes; Glomerellales; Glomerellaceae
Exons: 1
Coding region: 1-318 (105 amino acids)
Source: RefSeq, a predicted model, not a curated record
AUGCUCGGUUGCUACAGCUUGACACACGACGAUGGCAUCGAUCGGGUAGUUCUUCUUUUUGCUGAUGGAGUCCGAUGGAUCAGGGAACAUCGUGGUUGGGAAUCUGCGUCGGCGAACACAGCGAGAUGGUCAAGGGUGUUGAAUUUGGUAAGCUCUUUCGGCAGCCUUGACGGUGCAUUCCCAUGCAGUGCCAUGCCAGGGGCGAUGCAGCUGGGAGUUCUGGGACUCGGGAGUAUUCGUAUCCCAUUGCUGUCCAAGGCAAAGCAGAUUUCGAUGAAUCAGAGAUGUGACAAAGGCGAGCAGCAGGAAUAUCCGUAG